Molecule: messenger RNA, 290 nt
Organism: Salvelinus namaycush (lake trout)
Lineage: Eukaryota; Metazoa; Chordata; Actinopteri; Salmoniformes; Salmonidae
Product: protein diaphanous homolog 1-like
Exons: 3
Biological process (GO): actin filament polymerization; proton motive force-driven ATP synthesis
Cellular component (GO): cytoplasm; actin filament
Molecular function (GO): microtubule binding; proton-transporting ATP synthase activity, rotational mechanism; actin binding
Source: RefSeq, a predicted model, not a curated record
UUAAGAAGGACCAGGAGGGAGUGGAGGAGAAGAAGAUGACUAAGAAGGUGAAGGAGCUGAAGGUGUUGGACUCCAAGUCCUCCCAGAACCUCUCCAUCUUCCUGGGCUCGUUCCGUAUGCCCUACGAGGAGAUUAAGAACGUCAUCCUGGAGAUCAACGAGAAGCUGCUUUCUGAGUCCAUGGUGCAGAAUCUGAUCAAGCAGUUGCCGGAACAGGAGACGCUGAAUGUUCUGGGGGAGAUGAAGGAUGAGUAUGAAGACCUGGCAGAGGCCGAGCAGUUUGGAGUGGUG